Molecule: messenger RNA, 1488 nt
Organism: Andrographis paniculata
Lineage: Eukaryota; Viridiplantae; Streptophyta; Magnoliopsida; Lamiales; Acanthaceae
Product: serine carboxypeptidase-like
Exons: 8
Coding region: 1-1488 (495 amino acids)
Biological process (GO): proteolysis
Cellular component (GO): vacuole
Molecular function (GO): serine-type carboxypeptidase activity
Source: RefSeq, a predicted model, not a curated record
AUGAUUUCAACAUAUUUCCAUUGCAUAAUUCUUCUGCUUCUUUCCCUUGUCUCAUCAUAUGCUGAGACCAACAAUAAUUUUUCAUCUUCUUCGAUUUUGAGCACCUCGAAAAAGGAAUCAGAAAGGCUGUUCAAGGGUUUAAACCAAUGUCCAGCUGAACUAGACAACAUUAAUGUCGUAGGAAAUGAUCCAUCUGCACCCAAACUGGUGGAGAAGACUAUUCGAUUUCAAAAACUUAUUGAUAAUCGAACCGAUAUUGCAAGUCGUCGAAAAAUAAGUAUUGAAGAGUUUGGGCAUCAUGCUGGCUAUUUCAGUCUUUUGCACACGAAAGGGGCCAGGAUGUUUUACUAUUUCUUUGAAUCAAGAAACAACAACAAAAAUGCCCCAGUGGUCGUGUGGUUAACCGGAGGACCGGGAUGCAGUGGUGCCCUAUCUUUGUUCUAUAUCAAUGGACCAUUUCACUUGGCAGACGAUUUGUCACUAAAAUGGAAUGAUUUUGGUUGGGAUAAAGAGUCGAACAUCAUAUAUGUGGACCAGCCAAUAGGAACUGGUUUCAGUUAUUCAACGAAGGACAACAUUCGGACCUACUCAGAGGAAGCUGCUGUUGAUUUCUAUGAGUUCUUACAGGAGUUUUUUAAAAAGUAUCCUGAGUAUGCCAAGAAUGACUUCUUCAUCGCUGGAGAAUCAUAUGCUGGCCAUUACAUUCCUGCUUUUGCCACUGUGAUCCAACGAAGAAAUCAAAUGAAACAAGGGAUUAAAAUAAACUUGAAGGGAGUAGCCAUUGGAAACGGCAUGACAAAUCCAUCGAUCCAGCAUAAAGAAAAUCUUGAUUAUGCUUUAAAAACAAAUAUAAUCUCCUUGUAUCGAUACAUGAGGCUGCGUAGUUCAGCUUCUAAAUGUCAGAACGAAGCAAAAGAUUGUGAAAGAACCGAUCCAACGGCUUGUUACAAAGCCUUCGUCACUUGCAAUACUCUUCUCAACAAUAUUAUUAAAUAUGCACCCAACAAUAUGAAUUCCUACGACAUUCGUAAAAAAGCUGUAGGUUCCAACAAUUACGACUAUUCGAAAUUGAAUAAGUUUCUCGAUCAAAAGCCAGUGAAGGAGGCUUUGGGUGUUCCAGGAAGACCGUUUGUUUUAUGCAGCGAUAGAGUUUUGAGGGCGAUGGAUUACGAUAAGAUGAGAAACUUCGCGGUUUAUAUUACACCAUUAUUGGAGAGUGGAGUGAGGGUUUUGGUAUAUGCUGGCGAAUUCGAUCUUGUUUGCAGUUGGCUGGGAAUUUCGAAAUGGGUCGAGGAACUAAAAUGGCCUGGUUAUUCAUCGGCUCGAUUUUCUGAUUUCAAGGUGGAUAAUAAGAAAUGUGGUUCGGUGAAAGGUAAAGGACCUCUCACAUUCUUGAAGGUCUUCAAUGCCGGUCACAUAGUCCCGAUGGAUCAACCAAAAGCGUCGCUGGAAAUGAUGAGGAGAUGGAUGCAAAACAAGCCUUUAUGA